GUGAAAGAGAUCACUGAUCACAUCUUUUGGGAAAUGAACUACAGCUGUUAGUAACAGGAAUGUGAAAUCAUACUACUUUAAAAACAAAGAAACAAAGCCCACACCACCCCAGGCCUCUGCCUGUUAGAGAAGGCACAUCAUUUCAGGAAAAGGUUGGAGGUCUGUGCCCAGAAGGUCUGCUCUGAUACCGAUGGUGGAAAAGAUAAAAGGCUCAGCAUCAAAGUGAGAGCUCUUUGAUGGUUGUGUCUUCUAGGGAAAAAAUUGCACCAGUGCAGCAAUUCACAAAGCAUGUCUUCUUGAACAGAUUAACCCAUUUAACUAGAAGUAGAAUGCAGCUAUGUAACAUUUUUGCCAAUAUAUGUUUUUCAUAAUUAGAUGCAGAAGCAAGCUGCUGCACUGCAAAGAAUCACAUUUUACCUAUACAUUUAUUAAGCAAUUUAAUGGCUGUUGCAUACACGCAUGUUUACCAGAAUCCUGUUACAGAUAAAUAAUUAGUUAAUUCACUUAUAAAUAACAUGCACUCAAAAAUUUAUAUAGCGUAGAGUAAGCAAUCAUACCGAGCAGCAAAAUAAGGCAUAGAUUUGUAAUGCACUGCUUUUAUUGGUAUAAAUAAUAGUACAUUGAUCCAAGCUCAUUACGCUGUUGGCUUUUGGUAGAAGUGAGAGUUUGUGCAGAGUAGGUAGCGUGGCAGACUUGGUAUCUUAGGAAGACAUGGAGAGAGAGAAGAAAAUUAAAAGGAAAUUGAAGAAAAGCUACUGAGGAAUACAGUUUCCAUAGUGCAUUGAAUUUGAUUUUCACUUCAGAUUUUCUAUUAUCUGUCUAACAAUAAAAGAAAGACUGUGUGAAAAGGUUGAUAUAUUCUGCCAGCAACUGGAAUUCUGUCACUUCCUGUAAAUAUGAAAACUAUUUUUUUGGACACAAAAUGCACUUCAAUGGGUAGUGACUGUAUGCCAAUAAAAGAGCAUACGAUCUCUGAACUGUUGGGGAAACCUUACUGAGCAGCAUACCUGGCCUGCCUGUCAUUAAACAGCAAAUGGCAACACCACAGCCAUCAGGCUCCUUCCUGUUUAGUAACUCCCUUAUGAGUGUUUUGUCAAGCACCGAGGCAAAAUAACAUCCGGUCCUAAUUCCGUACGGUUGAAGUGUUCUUAAAACAUGUAAACAUAUACUGCGAAAAUGGGGAUGUGUCGUUCUGGAAAAGACCAGGUUGGAUUGUUACUCUAUUUUACCUUUCUAAAGCAACCUUUUAAAAUGCUUCCAUACUUGUGCAGUCUAGGAGAUGGAGGCAUGCAAUUUUGAAAGCUGUGCGGCAACUCUGGGGGGGUUCCCUUGAAAUAUUUACGAGUCAAGGGCAGUGUGGAGUAAAGUGAGAGCUGGUUUCCAUGCAAAUGCUGCUUUGAAGGCAAAUACAACAAAAAUAACAUGAAUAUGUACACAAAGGCACCUAUUUUACAGUCCAGGAACAGGUUGCUGCCAUGGCCAAGCCAAAGAGCACUAAACUAAGAGAGUCUAAAGGUUCAGCAGUUAAAACUUUUUGAAUUAUGGCAUAAUUUGUGGUUGGGGAGAAAAAUCUGUUGUGCCUUUGAGGGUUUAUUUUAAGGGAGAGAGCAGAGACUGGGCUGCUGCUCUUAAAUGCUGUUGUCUUAAAAUCUCCUGUUAAUGAUGAAUGCAGUAAUGGAAUGGCUGCCUCCCGUUUAGAACCAGCUUAUCCUGUUACGUAAAACACAUGCCAGCGUGCGUGUAUUUAAUUACUUGUUACUAUCUUUUACUUUCAAUAGAAAAUAUAAAAGCAAUGGCAGCGUGUAUAUUGGCUCUCUUGUUCCAGACUGUGCCUUUGUUCUGCUAAGCGAAUCACAGAGUCAUUCAGGUCGGAAGCGAUGUCUCAGACACGCAGUGCAGCCGUCAGCCAUCAGCUGUGGCCGUGCCCGCCAUCCGCGCCCCGCGGUGCAGCCGGCUCUACGUGCGGGCAGGCGGCUCUCCUGGGCCUUCCCUCUGUGGAAGGGCGGGAAGACCCCUACAGCUGUCAGAACGGCGAAAUCCCCGCACCACGUCGCUGCGGGGGAAGCGCACGGACGUAACCCGACGGGGAGAGCGGAGAUGUGGGGGAGGCCGGCCCGGCGGAACGGAAAGCGGCGGAACGCCGCGGCGCCGUCCCCGUUGCCGGCGGACGCGCGGAGCGGGAGGCCCGCAGCGCGGCGAUGGUGGGCGGCGGGGGGACGAUCCGCGCCUUUGUCCGCGCCCUGAGCGGCCGGCGGGCGGCGGCCGGUGGCCGCGGCGAGCUGUCCUGCUGCACCGGCGCUCUCCUGAACCGUAAUGGCAGUGUUCGGCUGAGUCCCAGCAGCGCUCCAACUGACCUAAACGGCAGCAUGGUGACCACGAGGAGGCUGCUCAGCACCUCGCAGUCAUCGGUGGAUCCAAAGGAAUUGAGGAAAUUCCAGCUCCUGGCACACAGCUGGUGGGAUGAGCAAGGAGAGUACUCAGCCCUGCACUCCAUGAAUGACAUCAGAGUGCCGUUUAUUAGGUGUGGGUUUGAAGACGGGUGUUUUUAUGGAGACACUGUGCUGAACAUGGGCAGCACCUACCAGCGGGGAAGCCCACUUUCUGGGAUCAAGAUUCUGGAUGUUGGCUGUGGUGGUGGACUGCUGAGUGAGCCUCUAGGUAGACUGGGAGCUUCGGUUACUGGAAUUGAUCCUCUGGAAGAAAACAUCAGAGUGGCGGAUCAGCACAAGUCAUUUGAUCCAGUUCUGGCCAAGAGAAUACAGUACAAGUCUAGCUCACUGGAGGAGAUUGUGGAGGAGUCUGUGGAAAUGUUUGAUGUAAUUGUAGCUUCUGAAGUCGUGGAGCAUGUGGCUGACCUUGAAAUGUUUAUCAAGUGUUGCUGUCAGGUGUUAAAGCCUGGAGGUUCUUUGUUCGUUACUACAAUCAAUAAAACUCAGUUGUCCUAUAUCCUGGGAAUUGUGGUUGCAGAAAAAAUAGCAGGCAUUGUACCAGAAGGAGCACAUGACUGGGAGAAGUUUGUUCCCCCAGAGGAGCUGGAGCACCUCUUGGAAGCGAAUGGCUUCUCUGUCAAGACUGUGAAUGGGAUGCUGUACAACCCCCUCACUGAGUCCUGGAGCUGGAUUGAAAGCACAAGCAUUAACUAUGCCCUGCACGCUGUGAAAUCUGGGGGUCAGGCACAGACAAGCCAAACAGAGCCUCUCUCAGAGAUGGAAAGUGAACAGUGCUCGGCCACAGCUGGCACCAGCGUGUGACCAGCUGAGAUACAUGCUGAUGGACUGCCACCAGGAACAGAAAAGGUUUUACACAGACAGGCACAAUAAAGCCUUUUGUAACAAUAAGCUUGCUGUUUGCAUUAAUAAUGUUAGUGCCAUUUUUGGCCAAAUAUUUUUGGGCAGUUCCAGGAAAAACAAGUGCCUGUUAUCUCAGGAAUCCUCUAAGAUUGAAAUGAGCAAAGCUCUGGAAGAAGUCUUUGUAUAAAAAAAAAGUAGUUUCAAAUUGUUCCCUCAGUAGCUUUGAGAAGGCUCUUUCUUUGGAUGAUGAUGUUUGUGUCAUCUGAGGAAAACUCGUCUCUCCAUAGAAUGAUAGCAUAAAUGCAGGAUGAAAACACAAUGUAUGAGAAAUAAAAUGCUUUAGAUAUUUCAGUUACUCAGUAUAAAGUACUUCAUGUUAAAAUACAUUACAUUUAAAAACCACAAUCAUCACUUGUUUCCACACUGUGCCUUCUCCCAGCAUGGGGAAGGAGGAUGCUGAAAGAAGAGUAACAACCCUUUGCUGUUGGGUUGUGUUAUUUCUACAGCUGAUCACUGCAGUGGAAGGAGAGUUUAUAGCCCAGAGUGCCUCUGCUGUCAGAACUCUCAUCACCAUGAGCUGACUUUAUCUGUUCCUAUUUUAACCUUCUCCCUUUACCUGAAUAAAAGAUGAUAAAGCUGUGAGUAGAACUUUACUAAGCAACUAGAGCUUUUUGCUAGAUAUGCAUUGCAUUAGUGGUCUGUCCUAGAAUCAAAAUGCCAUACCUAGUUGCUUGUAAAUUUCUUGUGCCAGCAUAAGGAAAAAUGUUUGUUGAAAUGGGACUUUAUAAAUAAAAUGUCUCUUUAUGGUUGUAUCUCUUUCCUUCUCUCCUUCACUUUCCCUUGGCUUAUAUAUAGACAAAGAGGUGGCUUGGCUGUGUUUUUUAACGUUCAUCCCUGCAAACUGAAAAUGAAACUUCAGUAUUUCACCUGUUGCAGAGGUUCAGUGGGCUAAAUUACUAUAUUACAUAUUUGUAUUCUUGCUGCUUUGCUCUGUGGUACCUCAGAAUCAAAGUGUUGGAUCUGAUGAUGUAUAUAAGAAUAUAGUUAAUUACUAAGGGAUGCAGUAGUAAUUCAUAGAUAUUAAAUCGGAAAGGAUUCUCUACUGUGAAUAUUUGUGUGACAAUAAAUUCUGCUUUGUAAUA
Messenger RNA from Phasianus colchicus (ring-necked pheasant), 4432 nucleotides. It is a transcript of the gene COQ3, whose product is annotated as coenzyme Q3, methyltransferase. Gene Ontology annotation, biological process: ubiquinone biosynthetic process. The record is from RefSeq and is a predicted model, not a curated record. Gene Ontology annotation, cellular component: mitochondrion. Lineage: Eukaryota; Metazoa; Chordata; Aves; Galliformes; Phasianidae. Gene Ontology annotation, molecular function: 3-demethylubiquinol 3-O-methyltransferase activity; polyprenyldihydroxybenzoate methyltransferase activity.